AUGGCGCAUCCAGCGAACGGGACGGAGCUAGAGUUCGACUGCCUGGAAGACGGUGCAAUGCCGUCAGAAAAUGGUGUCAACAUUUUCACGGAUGGGAGUAAGCUGGAGGGUAAGGCGGAACUACUGGCUCUAGACGAAGCGGUGAAAUGCGCACGAAGGUCCCCAGAAUGUUGCCACAACAUCCUGUCGGACUCCCGAUCGGCCCUACAGAUGGUCAUAAAUCCUAAUACGAAUCACCCUCUGGCAGUACAGGUAAGGAACAAUAUAAAAGAGAUUAGGGAAAAAGGCAGAAGAAUAAAAUUAUAUUGGAUUAGAGCGCAUAUCGGAACGGUCGGAAAUGAAAGGGCUGAUGAGUUGGCAAAAGAGGCUGCGUUAAAAACCAAAAGGAAGGCUGAUUACGACAAAUGUCCGGUUUCAUUCGUCAAGCGACAAAUCCGAAAGGACUCGCUUGACGAAUGGAACCGGAGAUAUACGGAAGGCACGACAGCCUCUACAACAAAGAUCUUUUUCCCCAAUGCAAUAAAGGCGUACACAAUUGUGAGGAAAAUCGAGAUGGAGCCAAUAAUAGUGCAGGUGUUUACGGGACACGGCGGGUUCUCCAAAUACUUGCAUCGUUUUAAGUGCAAGGAGGACCCGUCGUGCUCAUGUGAGUCGGGAACCGAACAAGACGUCUUACAUUUGAUAGUUGAUUGUCCGAUAUACAGUAGACAAAGACAUGAG
Papilio xuthus (Asian swallowtail) is the source of this 720-nucleotide messenger RNA. RefSeq lists its product as uncharacterized. Gene Ontology annotation, molecular function: RNA-DNA hybrid ribonuclease activity; nucleic acid binding. The annotation marks the transcript as partial. The transcript is spliced from 2 exons. The record is from RefSeq and is a predicted model, not a curated record. NCBI's taxonomy places the organism in Eukaryota, Metazoa, Arthropoda, Insecta, Lepidoptera, Papilionidae.